GAAGAAGAGUAGUUGUGUUGUUAGUGGAAAAAUGGCGUCGUCCAUGGGCGGAAUGUUCACUGGUCAGCAGCCGUCUGGAUCUCAUCCACCUACAGGUCCAGGUCAGCCAGGGCUUCUCACAGGCCCUCCCGGUAAUAGAGGGACAAAUAACACUUUAGUAGAUGAGCUGGAAGCUUCUUUCGAGGCGUGUUUUGCAUCUCUUGUCAGUCAAGACUAUGUGAAUGGAACCGACCAGGAAGAAAUUCGGACUGGGGUUGAUCAGUGUAUACAGAAGUUUCUGGAUGUGGCCAGACAGACUGAAUGUUUCUUCCUUCAGAAGAGACUACAGCUGUCUGUACAGAAACCAGAACAGGUGGAAAAAGAGGAUGCAUCAGAACUGAAGAAUGAACUCCAGAGGAAGGAGAUGCUGAUUCAGAAACACCUCGUUAAGAUCCAUCAUUGGCAGCAGGUGUUGGAGGACAUCAACGUCCAGCACAAGAAGCCCACAGAACUGCCACAGGGUCCACUGGCCUUCCUGGAGCAGGCCUCAGCAAACCUACCCGCUCCCAUGAAACCAAACUGAUGCAUGUGGAUCAAGCACCCUUUUCAGACUGUGUUCCAGGGGCCACUUCCUCUUUCCACACAGAAAAUUGGACAAUAAAGCCUUGUUGUUGACUCUG
Rhinichthys klamathensis goyatoka is the source of this 659-nucleotide messenger RNA. It is a transcript of the gene med28, whose product is annotated as mediator complex subunit 28. Bases 32 to 562 code for a protein of 176 amino acids. The record is from RefSeq and is a predicted model, not a curated record. Lineage: Eukaryota; Metazoa; Chordata; Actinopteri; Cypriniformes; Leuciscidae. The transcript is spliced from 4 exons. Gene Ontology annotation, cellular component: mediator complex.